GUCCUAGAGGCAAAGUCGUGGAGCUGGGCAUGCUCAGUAGCCGGGGGGAGGCUCGGGUGGAGAGUAGAAAGCUUGGGCUCUGCCCACCACCCCCUCCCGCUGGCCCCCGCCCCUCUUGCCCCUACCCAGCCCGUAGUAGUUGCCCGGCGUGCGCCCGCCGAGACCGGGAACAUGGCGCUCCGAGCGUUGUAGCAGCGGAGAAGGGGGUAGGCACGGCCGCUUCGCUGACAGCCAGCCGCCAGAAAUACACGAUGGCAAAAUGCUUCCACCCCUUGCCAAAAUGAACAGUGAGGAAAAAUGAAGAACGCUGAAGAACUUGAACAAAAAGUUGCAGAACAGAAAUAGCCACACUCCUCUGGAGUCUCAUUCCUAUAGAACCAUCACAUAAAAGGUUUUGGCACCAUGUUUGGGAAGAAAAAGAAAAAGAUUGAAAUAUCGGGCCCAUCCAACUUUGAACACAGGGUUCAUACUGGAUUUGAUCCUCAAGAACAGAAGUUUACAGGCCUUCCCCAGCAAUGGCAUAGCCUGUUAGCAGACACCGCCAACAGGCCAAAGCCCAUGGUGGAUCCUUCAUGCAUCACACCCAUCCAGCUGGCUCCCAUGAAGACAAUCGUGAGAGGCAACAAACCCUGCAAGGAAACGUCCAUCAAUGGCCUUCUAGAGGAUUUUGACAACAUCUCUGUGACCCGAUCCAACUCCCUAAGGAAAGAGAGCCCACCCACCCCAGACCAGGGUGCCUCUGGCCUUGGCCCAGGCCGAAGGGAGGAAAAUGGCUUCAUCACCUUCUCCCAGUAUUCCAGCGAAUCCGACACCACCGCUGACUACACCACCGACAAGUACAGAGAAAAGAGUCUCUAUGGAGACGAUUUGGACCCAUAUUAUAAAGGCAGCCAUGGAGCCAAACAAAACGGGCACAUGAUGAAAAUGAAGCACGGGGAGGCCUACUAUUCUGAAAUGAAGCCUUUGAAGUCUGAGCUGGCCAGAUUUCCUGGGGAUUACCACACGCACUUGGACUCACUGAGCAAAUCCAGUGAAUACGGCGACCUCAAGUGGGGAUACCAGAGAGCCUCCAGCAGCUCUCCUCUUGAUUAUUCAUUUCAGUUCACACCUUCUAGAACUGCAGGGACCAGGCGGUACUCCAAGGAGAGUCUGGCAUACAGCGAAAGUGAAUGGGGACCCUUGGAUGAUUAUGACAGGAGGCCAAAGUCAUCCUACUUGAAUCAGACAAGCCCUCAGCCCACCAUGCGACAGAGAUCCAGGUCAGGUUCAGGGCUCCAGGAACCCAUGAUGCCCUUCGGAGCAAGUGCAUUUAAAACCCAUCCUCAAGGGCACUCAUACAACUCCUACACCUACCCUCGCUUGUCCGAGCCUACAAUGUGCAUUCCAAAGGUGGAUUAUGAUCGAGCACAGAUGGUCCUCAGUCCUCCACUGUCAGGGUCUGACACUUAUCCCAGGGGCCCCUCCAAACUACCUCAGAGUCAAAGCAAAGCAGGCUAUUCCUCAAGCAGUCAACAGUACCCAUCCGGAUACCACAAAGCCACCCUCUAUCACCAUCCAUCCCUGCAGAGCAGCUCACAGUACAUCUCUACUGCUUCUUAUCUGAGUUCUCUCAGCAUUUCAUCCAGCAGCUACCCACCACCCAGCUGGGGCUCCUCCUCAGAUCAGCAACCCUCUAGGGUGUCCCAUGAACAGUUUCGGGCUGCCCUGCAGCUAGUGGUCAGCCCAGGAGACCCCAGGGAAUACUUGGACAACUUUAUCAAAAUUGGAGAAGGGUCAACCGGCAUUGUGUGCAUUGCAACUGAAAAACACACAGGGAAACAAGUUGCAGUGAAGAAAAUGGACCUCCGAAAGCAACAGAGACGAGAACUGCUUUUUAAUGAGGUUGUAAUAAUGCGAGAUUACCACCAUGACAAUGUGGUUGACAUGUACAACAGCUACUUGGUCAAUGAUGAGCUCUGGGUAGUUAUGGAAUUUCUGGAAGGUGGUGCCUUGACAGACAUUGUUACUCAUACCAGAAUGAAUGAAGAACAGAUAGCUACCGUCUGUCUGUCAGUUCUGAAAGCUCUCUCCUAUCUUCACAAUCAAGGAGUGAUUCACAGAGACAUAAAGAGUGACUCCAUCCUCCUGACCAGUGAUGGCCGGAUAAAGUUAUCUGACUUUGGUUUCUGUGCUCAAGUUUCCAAAGAGGUGCCGAAGAGGAAAUCCCUGGUUGGCACUCCCUACUGGAUGGCUCCUGAGGUGAUUUCUAGGCUACCUUAUGGGACAGAGGUGGACAUAUGGUCCCUGGGGAUCAUGGUGAUAGAAAUGAUAGAUGGCGAACCGCCCUACUUCAAUGAACCUCCCCUCCAGGCAAUGAGGAGGAUUCGAGACAGUUUACCUCCAAGAGUAAAGGAUCUACACAAGGUUUCUUCUGUGCUCCGGGGAUUCCUAGACCUGAUGUUGGUGAGAGAACCAUCUCAAAGAGCCACAGCCCAGGAACUCCUCGGACAUCCAUUCUUGAAACUGGCGGGCCCACCCUCUUGUAUUGUUCCCCUCAUGAGACAAUAUAGGCAUCACUGAGUAGAGGAGUCACAUCAGUAAAAAAAAGCUAGAGGACAUGAGCAUAAUUCAGGAGAACAUGAAACCACAGGACAUGCAAAAGACCAGCUGAUUGGUGGGACAGUGUGAUGACCAGCAGGGUUUGACAGACCAGGGCAUCUUCUUGUGUCUUAAACAGGCAUCUCUCCACUGACAGCUGGCACAAUCAUUUGGAACAUCACUUUAAAAAGUCAUUAUUAUAUUUUUCAACCCUUCAUCCAGCAAAUCAGAAAGGACUCAGUACAAACUCCGUUAUGAUAUAUCCUAGCCACAUGCAGGGUAAUGCGUAGGGUUUUCUAUAUUGAAAGAAUACUUUUCUGGCAAAAAAAGAAAGGAAAACAAAAAGCACUUUUUUCUUAAUGGUAGCAGUGUAAUGUAUUUUGCAAUGAAUUUGAAUUUGUAAUUUUUCUGUACAAUAGUUUUGAUAAUUUAUAGUACUUUGAUGUCACGUAGCCAUUGUAUCAGUUAAAGUAAUACUUGUUUACUAGCAAGAGUUUGAACAAAGCCUUUCCUACUUUUUUAUCCCUUUCAGAGACCCAACGAUUCUAUAGGAACUUUGAAUACUGAAUGACUCUCAAUCACCGUCAGCUUUAGUAGAAUAUCUUUCUUAUCUUUAACAAGUGUCUUAUGUGAUGGACGAAGAUUUAAGAGUGAUGGUGAUGGUGGUGCACAUUUCAUUUAUUUAACCAAAAAUAAAAUAAAAUUUGAGUCACAGUUUACCACCAAACUACUCCUUGGGGUAAAGUUAAAUAUAUUGGAAAAUUGCUCAGUCCUUAUGCUAGUACUAGCAAAGCAGGGUGGUUUUUUCCUUGUGCCCUCUCUUGAAUGGGCAAGAUAUGCUCCUUGUGACCAAAUUGCCCUCCCAAGGAACAAUUUCAGUGCUGGGAUCAUGAGACUCAGUUCCUCAAAUUGUAUGUUUCAAUCAGGUCAUGAGAAUUGUAGUAUCACAAAGGGAAAGGAGAGAGAAUGGGACAAGAUGUUUGGUUUCAUUUGUCACUGUUUUCAAAGCUCUGUAUGCUAGCACACCAAACUCUUGUCUGUACUUACCUUUGUACCACAGUAUUAAUUGCUAUUGUUCAUGUAUUGUGCUGGAAGCCUGAACUGACUCUAGAGGAAGAAUAGGAAAGGGGGUAUUUUACAGGUACGAUCUGACUUCAGUUGUGAUCAUGUUAUAAUGUGUUUCUAACAUAGGAGAGUUGUGCUGCUGUCUAGAUCUUCUUGAAUGUUGAUAAAAAUGAAUGACUACUAUAAUACAUUUUGUGUUGCUUGUUGGAUGAAUUUGCAUGUUAACUGUAGGCCAAUAUAGAUUUGCCUUUAAAACUCUGAAAGAGCUACAUAGUCACCAUUAGUUUUUAUUACGUAUGUGUCAGACAAAAGCCAUUUGUACCAAACUAGAAAACCAGAGGUUUUUCAUAAUGACUUCAUAUACUGUAACAAGAAUGAAUUUAAUUUUGUGAAAAUGCUCUGGUUGCUCUAAGCAUAAUUAAGAAUUUUAAUUAAUAGGUUGUUUAUUAUUUAUUAUCAUUUAAAAAAGGAAAAAAAGGCAUAAGAUGACCUUCUACUGCUUAGAUUUUCAGUUUUCUCCCAAACUGAAAAGGCCUCACCAUAAGUAAGAUCUAUAAUUUAUUUCAUAAAACACGAGUCAAUGUUUUAUUUGAUAUCUUAAAAUAUUAAUAUAAGUAAGUAAGAAAAAAAUCUAAAUCCAGAAAAUGACAGUCCUAAAAGUUCGCAGAACAAAUUUUAUUAAUGUAACUAGUACUCUAUAGGCUAGAAAUUAAAAAAAAACUUUUUAUAAUCAGAACAAAUACUAAAACCAUUACAAAAAUAGUAGAUUUGAGAUUCCAACCAUUUUUAAGAGUGUAAUAGAAACUUUUCUGUAAUUUUCUUAUUGCUGGGUAUUUUUUAAAGUAGUCAUUGAGUUUACCAAAAGUUACUGUAGCUUAAAAAGGUUUUGUGAGCACUAUUGGCAGAAACUGCACUUGCAAAUAAAAAUAAAUGUUUGCCUUUUCUUC
Molecule: messenger RNA, 4589 nt
Organism: Sorex fumeus (smoky shrew)
Lineage: Eukaryota; Metazoa; Chordata; Mammalia; Eulipotyphla; Soricidae
Gene: PAK5
Product: p21 (RAC1) activated kinase 5
Exons: 10
Coding region: 403-2559 (718 amino acids)
Biological process (GO): regulation of MAPK cascade; apoptotic process; protein phosphorylation
Cellular component (GO): cytoplasm
Molecular function (GO): ATP binding; protein serine/threonine kinase activity
Source: RefSeq, a predicted model, not a curated record